AUGGUAAGGAGCCAGGUAAAGAAUUUGCUGUCGUUUGGGUCGGAAAUUGCACGCUGCCCGUGGAAUCCCACCCUGAAUUCUGACUUGCUGAGCAAAGGCCGGAGCCCCAGAAGGAAACAAAUACAGACUCUGAGCAAAGCUGCCCUCAUCCCCAGUGGCCCACUGGCCCCCCGGGGGGCCGGGUGCUUGGCAAUGAGCUCCGUGCUGUCAGCGUUCCUGAGGGAGCUCCCCGGCUGGCUCCUGUUCGCUGGGGUCUUCCUGCCUGUGACUUUGCUGCUCCUCCUCCUCAUCGCCUACUUCAGGACCAAACUGAUGGAGGUGAAUGAAGAAUUGUCCCAGACCACCAGUCAUCACCAAUACAAACGCAGGGCUGGCUCUUCCCAGUACCAGAGGACGAAACGAAGGUGACUUGGGGACCGGUCAAUGGCUAAAACACAGUGAAUUUCUACUGGUCAGCGGCUUAGCUAAUAAAGUAAGUUAAUAAACUCGAACAACAGCAAAAAUAGAAAGAAUACUAAGAGGCUUGUUCUUAACCACAUUGAAAAGUGGCAGCUAUUAUCCAGGGGGACAUCCACGAGACUCAGUCAAUAGCAGUUCAUCGGAGAGUACAAAGAAUAUGAUUUGCUUGGAUGUCGACUGGACACUGUAAUUUUUUACCUUUUAUAGGACUAGGUCCACUCUGAUGGGCACUCUUUUUCAUUUUUUAAAAUGUUUUUAUUUAUUUCUGAGACAGAGAGACAGAACACGAGUGUGGGAGGGGCAGAGAGAGAAGGAGACACGGAAUCUGAAGCAGGUUCCAGGAUCUGAACUGUCAGCACAGAGCCCGACACGGGGCCCGAAUCCACAAACCGUGAGAUCAUGACCUGAGCUGAAGUCAGGCGCUUAACCAACUGAACCACCCAGGCACCCGUGAUGGGCACUAGUUUUAAAAUAAAAUUCUUUUGUAAAAUAUUUUACGUAAGUAAUCUACGCUCAACGUGGGGCUCGAACUUAUAACCCCAAGAUCAAGAGUCACUUGCUCUACUGACUGAGCCAGCCAAACACACCUUGAAAUAAAAUUCUGAAGCAUCCUUAUUACAUAAUCCCAUAGAAGCACACAUUAUUCUGACUUUACAGAUGAAGAAAUUCUGGUAGACAGCAAAUGGAUAGCAAAAGACGAGUGCCCGGAGAGCUCUGUGGAUUCCCUCUGCGAGAGUACUCCCACUUCCUCCGUUUAGACCACGCGACAACUCUUAAAUGGUGUUCUUUCAGACAGCAUUUCCGGCCCCGAGUUUGCUUCUCUCCCUUUCCCAGCUGCCUUCACAAAUCACAUCAUCCUUGUCACAACCCACAAAAUAAGCAGAGUCUCUCCACGCUUGGUAUGGAUCACCCAUGAAUGCGGAUUUCAGCAAAAAAUGACUUGGAAAUACUGGCAACGUGCUGUUGGGAAACGGGAAGAACAGAACCUUCAUGUAGCUCAGAUGGAGAAUAACUCAAGUAUUUGCCUUUAAAACCAAAACAUCAAGGAACUAUUUCUAAAUACAGAAAGAAGUCAACAUUUCACUAGCAGAGUUCUUUUUUCAGGGGGAGCCCCAACGAGCCAAUGCCGAUAACUAAAAACAAAGUGGUGGUUAAAAUAGGUUGUGAUUACUGUUGUGCUCUCUGCAGUUUUCUGGUUAACAUCAACAAAAGAUGCUUCCUGUGUCCUAAGUGUGGGUCCGGUUAUAUUCCAAUCAUUGCAUGUGAAUCUAACAGGCUAUUAGGGUGACUCACUUUAUAAAACAUAAUGAGUUUGGCCACCUGGAAGAAAUGCACCGGCUUGUGUGGCGACAUACAAUCUUACAGCAGAUUGUGUGAAUGACCAAAAGCAACAAUACACGACUGGUCUGGUUUUCCUAGCUCCCCACCCCUUCCUGCUCCAAAUUCUUCACACGCAUCCAAAGUCAUUAGCCUCCAUUUGCACUUCUUGUAUAAUGUGAAACUCAAGUGUUGGAAGACACUCAUUUCUGUGUUUUAUUGCAUUUGAUUACAAUGGAGCUGUCUGCUGCAGCUUUCAGACUGUGGUAAUUUAAAAUAACAGUGUUCGUGCCAUAUGGAAGGAAUAAUAAUAUUCUAUCCGUUCUGGGAGGGAUCUCUUUUUAGCCCCUGAUAGAAAUCAGAUUAUGUAAAAAUGCUUUCUUGAACAGAAGGCGUGAAGGGAUGUAGCGUAUUCCCAGCUGCCAGCCAAAUCUGUGGUUUGGCCACCGGGGGUGGCUCCAUCCUCUUCUGGAAACAGAGGGAAGGCUGGUUUUUGGUUCUGGUGGAUGUCAUAGUCCACCACCUCUGCCUUCCCAGGGAAAAUCAUUCCAGCUCCUGCAGUAACAGAGGAGCUCCAAGCGUACGUUUUCAGCGAUCGGCAUAACCAGGUAGUUUAAAGCAAGACCCAUUUCUUUUGUUGCUGUUGAGAGCAAUUUCCAAUGAAAUCCUGAAUAGCUUCAUGUUUUUUAUAUGUAAUGAGAAAGAGAAACAUGUUAUAGUUUUCUCAUGGAAAGACCAAGUCCCAGGGUUUCCUAUAAUCUGCUUGAAGGCACUGCUACUCAAUUUGUGAAAUCCUGCAUGGAACACGGCCAGCUAUGGUCAUGCCCUUGCUCUCUAGACAGAGUCCAGAGUUUAAGGUCUUAUUCUGGUUUGGACUCCUGUGGCUCCUAUGCAUGGCUCCUGCCACCUAGACCAGGCUGCUUUCUCCUUAAAUUAUCCUAUAUUCUGUCCCCUCCUGUGCUCCAAAGCCUCUCACGAGGGGCCCCAAGUGCUUUCUCAAUGGCUCCUACUCUUAUUUCUAAUGUUCCAGUACCUGAAAGAAUUCCCAGUGAUUUUCUCAACAUAAGACCUUCAAUAAAAUAAUACUCUGUUGUCAUUCAAUGAAAAUUAACCAAAGAAUUUUUUUUUUUAAUAAAGCUGUAAAUGCUACCUUUCUACCUCUCUAACAGUGCAGGGAAACUGAAAUCCAUGAGUAUUCCUCCCCAUCCCGAACCUUUACAAACUGAUAAAACAGAAAAUUGGGCAAGGAAGGACACAUACUACAUUCCCUGAAAUGUUAUUUGCAACCUUUGAAAAGCAAACUUAUAAUUUAUCUGACCAGGUAACAGCCUCUACUAUUUUCCAGACUAACUUAGCAGCAAUUAGAAAAUCAAGAACACACACCCCCAUACACCAACAAUAACUCUUCCUUGAAAAUCUUAAGUUCUUUGGCAACACUGUGUCUCCGAAAUCAGAAAUCAUUACUAUUUUUUUUAAGUUUAUUUUGAGGGGGGUGGAAGGCAGAGAGAGAGAGAGAGAGAGAGAGACAAAAUUCCAAGCAGGUUCUGUGCUGCCAGCGCAGAGCCUGAUGUGGGGCUUGAACUCACAAACUGUGAGAUCAUAACUGAGCCCAGAUCAAGAGUUGGAUCCUUAACCGAAUGAGCCACCCAGGCGCUCCCAGAAUUUGUAACUGUUAAAACACAUUUUGGAAAUUAAUUUUCUGACUUUAGAAACAGGAUUUUUAGAGCAAAUUCUUUUGAGAUUUUUGCGGACUUUAUAAUUAGUGUGCUCACUGGAAGAGACGUCUGAGUUUAUCAGAAAUUUACACAAUGGUAUUUGCCCUGGCAAAUGAGUGAAACAAGAACAUAACAGAAAACAUGCAUUCAAAGUACUUUAUUGAUAAUUAACACCAAACAGAUUGGGAAUUUAAAAUAUUCUUUCCACUGUUGUUUUUUUUAAUGAUUUAAACCCACAUUCCCAAACUCAAGAUUAUUAAGAGCAGAGGUUCCAAACUUUUAUUUACAUAAUAAAGAAGCCUUUUGAGAAUUUGAUGAAAGCCAGGAAUUUAUUCCCAAGAAACAUGCAUCUACUCACAAUUUUGCAUAUAUUUGGGGGGCAAUUCAGCCCCUUGAAAUCUGUCCAGGGGUCUGUGGUUAGGAAGCCUGCCGCCAGAGUGUUCAAGGAUCUGUGCUGCCUUUUACCCCAGCAACCCUAGCUGCCUCCACAUGGUAGACAAUGAGUAGACCAUAAGAGAUCCUUGACAUUGUGGGGCUCUCAGGAAGUGAGGUCUACAUAUCUUCAAAGCCAAAACCUUCUCAAUAGACUUGUCAACCCUAUGAUAAAACAGAAUUCUAGGAAAAGCCCUCAGGACACAGCUCAGAUUGGCAUGAUCUUCCAUAAAUUUGCCAGUAGUGGAUUACCUCAUGGUACUCUUAUUAUUCACAAUGACUGCCAUGUUUUGAGGGCAGUAUUGAUCUAGGAGCUCUACGAGGCAUUGUAUACAUUUUGAUUUCAUCUAACCAUCAGAAUAUCCCUGCCCUGAGACCUAUUAGUACCUUCACUUCGGAGACACUUAAGUGCCUUCAUUAAAGUGACAAGGUUGUUACUGAGUAGGGGAUUCAAAGGUCUAUCUGCAGGAUUCUGAGGCCUUGGUGUUAGAAGCAAAGUAUCAUUUUAUAUAACCUGCUAUAAAUCUAAUAUGGCACCAUAACUAUAUACAGGGUCAUUGUGUUUGGCCCCGUGGCCAAGGGUCAGGAGUGUGGCACCUAGGAUUUGCCAGCUGGCCUGUACUCUUCUGGAGCCAAUGCCACACAAUAGCCUAAUCCCAGCAAGAACAUGAACGGGUGCAUGCAAGGAUCCGUCCAAGUCCAUUUUGACAUCUGUAAAAUUAACCAAGGAAUAUUCCCUGUUACUGUCUCAGCUGUAAUGUUCACAUGUCCUAGUCUCUCCUGCAAAUGUGGAAGACAGGUGAAAACUUACCGGGACACCAUACAACGAAGAACAAUGCAUUCUUCUCUAACAAUACGUGAAGAGAGAACUUUUUAAAAAAAUUAUGGGGCUUUAGGGUAUUUUUUUUUCCGCCUUUUAACAGAAUGAUAUUAUAAACCCUUACUUACCAACACCUGCCUUUAGCAAUUAUCCACUCAUGGACAAUCUGGUUUCAUCUAAACCACAACUCACUCUUCCUACCUAUAAAUGCUCAAUUAGGUUUUCAGAUAUCAAAUAAUUGUGUUCAUAAAUAAGUGGAAACACUUAAUGAAGUCCAUGCGGGCAGUAGUUAUGGCUAUAGUCAGUUUCACUGCUGCAGCCCUGGUGUUAGUUAUUCCAUGAACUGUGGUCUAUGCAGUGAGUACAACAUCUCUUAAAGGAAAAUAGGAGCUACUCUUGGUAGUGAAAUACCAAACAUCUAUCGACUCUACACAUCUAAAAUAUAACCUUAUUUUCUAUCCAGCUGUGGCCUCUGGAAAAUGCACUGCUGUUUGCUGCACACAGGACUGCUAUAAGACUUAUGUAAAAUGGUACCAAUAAAAAAAACCCACACAACUAAAAAGAAUACUUACUAUUCUAAAAUUGUAUUGCUUUCAAGAUAAACAAUUAGCACCUGGACAUUUCACCUCAGUGAACCUUGCUGACCUGCUUUCUUAUUCUAUCAUUCUAACAUUCUAUCUGGGGUUUUGAAAAUUCAGUUUAUGAACAAAAUUAUAAUAUCCUGAGAAGUAUUUUCUAAUAUUAAUGCAAAAUAUUAAGAACAACAGCCUUGCCGCUGCAACUACACAUGGCAUUACUUAUCAACACUGUUCCCAGCUACUUUUUGGGUUAAGCCCCACAGAUGCUCUAGAAGUCUCUCUGGGACCCCAAACCCUGUCCUUCCAAUCUCAGCUGAAUAAAACUAAGCCUUGACUCAAACACUGCGUAUCUUAUUCACUGGAGCUGCCAUAGACACUUCCUAUCUGUGCAAUUAUCACUGAAGUAUGGACAGAUAUGGUUCUCAAACUCUGGUAAACCCAACCUCUGCUUUGAAUAUGAACAUUAUAUAUGCAAGCUUUCUGAUGCGAAAUAUUUUCACAAAACCACAUUUGGUUCCGUAAGGUCUCGGAGGCUUGGCUUGCUGAGAUCGGCUUCUCUGGAGAAGAGCUGUUUCUGUAAUAAUUCUGCAGAGGUGAGAAAGACCUUUCACAAGGUGAGAGGGAAUUCAGUGGGAACAGAUCCCAAAGAAGACGGUUAUGCAAAUUGUAUUUAACACGCUCGCUUCAAAUGAUUAGAGAGAGAAAUUCUACAUAAUAUUUUAAAACAGAAUGUACCCUGUUGGUCAUUUGCUGUAGAAUGUCUUCAGUGUUUAGAAGAAAACUCAGCAUUUGAUGUGUCUCGGCAAAAGUUUCACAAUGAGCCACCCCGAUUUAACACAGACACAGCCCCUUGGCAAAACCCAUAUCCCACCUGAGACACUAAAGCCCACUGGACAGGAGGAAAAACCACGAGGAGGAGUCCAAUGGUACAGCUAAAAAUAUUUUCUAAAAACAAGAAAUACACUAAGAAAAGAAGCAAAAUUAUCCCUUGGAGAAUCUGUAAAAGCUAGGGUGGAUCGUGUAAGCAGGCAGGAGGGAUCUGGCACUCUAAACAACGGAUUUCCAAACUUUUGAUGCUGCUUUAUUCAUUUCAAAUCAGUGAUGCUGGCGGCGGCAGAUUAUAAAAGAUCUGAGUGACAAAAGCGACAUUUCAUAACAUAGUAGACUUUUGACUGAAAAUAACACUCCAGUUUAUUUUUUAAACCCUUACAAAAAGAGAAGUGACUGGGGUGCCUGGGUGGCUCAGUCGGUUAAGCAUCCACCUUUGGCUCAGGUCAUGAUCUUGCAGUUUGUGAGUUCAAGCCCCACAUUGGGCUCUGUGCUGACAGCUCAGAGCCUGGAGCCUCUGAGCCUCUUCCCACUAAUGCUCUCUCUCUCUC
Molecule: messenger RNA, 6700 nt
Organism: Acinonyx jubatus (cheetah)
Lineage: Eukaryota; Metazoa; Chordata; Mammalia; Carnivora; Felidae
Gene: SMLR1
Product: small leucine rich protein 1
Source: RefSeq, a predicted model, not a curated record